UAUGUCCAUCUUUACUAUACAUCCUAAUUCUUAUUUGCUGACAGUACCAUGGCCACCUAUACUGGAUUUCCGUUCAAUUAUUUGAGCUCAGGGUCUACAAAUGGAAGCUCUCCUAAGGAAAUGUACAGUGGGAGCAGACAUAGACCACGGACAUCUCCUCCCACAUUUUCUACAUUAAGAGAUCCUGGAAGAGAUCAGUUGUCUGCUAAAUCAUCUUCUCAUAGCAAAAAGUGGACGUGCACAAGAACUAAAAGUCGGGGAUCCCCUGAAACUGACAAAUACCAGGUCAUAUCACCCGGUUAUAGCAUCAAGCGCUCCAAGGACUAUAUUGAAGUCAGACUUGAAGAGCAGGUUUUUAGAAGAGUUGAGACACCAGAAGAUGCAGAGCUGCCUCCCAAGACUAGAUAUACCGAACAAGCAAGCAUGCAGAAGCCAAAAAAGAGGGAGAAAUCACUGAAGGGAAGAGAAAAUAUUGUAGAAGAUUUACAGGAGCAAAUUGCUAAACUAACUGCGCUGCUGGAGCAAGAAAUAGCAGAACAUGAGAGAACUCGGAAUAGACUAGCCAAAGAACUGGAGAAGAAGGUUAUGGAACUAAAAAUCGAAAAAGAAGAAGAGAUCAGGAUUCUGCAGGAGAAACACGCUGCUGAGCUGCUAAGCCUUCAACAGGAGGACAGUGCAAGACUGGAAGAGGAGAGAAAAGAAGAUGAAAACAAAUAUGAUGAGCUAUAUAAGGAACUCAGUCUGGUCAAAAGUUCUUUUAAGACCUACCAGGAGAGCCUGUCAGAAGAGAUGAAUGACGCAUGGCUGCAGAAAGAGACCAGGUUAAAGGAGUCGUUUGAAGAGCAGAGGCUAAUAGACAUGGAGAGGCAAAGGCAGUCAUUGUUGGACGUAUUUGAGGCAGAAAAAAAAGAAAUCCACAAGAGAACUUUGGAAGAACAGGCCAUGAUCCAGCAGAGCCAUCAGGCACAAACUGAAGAUGCCUGGAAGAAAUACAAAGAAGCCACACAGGAAACAAAGAUGCUUAAAGUAUUAAAAAAGCAUUUGCAGGCUGAGAAUGCAGAGAAAAAUCAAACUGUCCUUUCGCUUAAUGCAGAGCUACAACAUGCCCAUCUGGAAAUUGGCAAGUUGAAAAGUCAAAUUGACAAAAUAGAGAAAAGCUUUGACCAAAGUGUCAGCAAAGUGGAGUCAAGAUACAAACACAGGAUUCAGUCUAUGAUGAAUGAAAAUGCUGAUUUAAGGCGAAAACUUAUUGCUAAAAGUGAACAACUUUUCAGUCAAAGAAACAAAGACUUCACUGGAAGCUAAAGAUCAUGGAUUAUUAUCGAACUGCUGCGUCCUGCACAUCACAGAUACUGCUUUGGAGCUUCUCAUUCCUAAUGGGUUGAAAAUUCCUUUGGUAAUCCAUGUACAGUCUUACUCUCCUUAAACCAAGAAGAUGCUAUUAAACCAUCUUGUUUCAGUUUAAAGAUCACUGAAUGGUUACUUUAAUCACCGUGUAGACAAGGGCAUGCAAUGGUAUGGUUCUUUACCUUAAAACUAUAAAUGACAUAAAUGAUUAUACAGCAUUUGAUCAAUAUUCCUCCCAGAAACACAAGUCAAAGGUCAUGAGAGAUGUUUUUAUAACUUUUAUUAAUUGUACAUUUUUAAAUUCAUAUUAAAUUAAAAAACCAUCACCUCAAGAAUGAUACAUGUGCCCAUUAGCUGAAACCAGUUCUUUUGCAUAACACACAAAAUCUCCAUCUCUGCUGUGGCAUACCAUCAAUGGAGGCAGAACAUGCAAUUGGUAUAGGGCCCACCAGGGCUGAACCUUUCAACCACGUAAGGAGUCCCUCUUCUCUAUGGAGUCCCAAAAUCAGCAUGCUGACUUUUUUUUGGGCAGAUUGUCCCUUAUAGGUCUUGAACCCAGAACCUGCUGGAUGGGAGGUAGAAACCUUACCAGUUAAGGCACAUGCUU
This is a messenger RNA of Bufo bufo (common toad), 1954 nucleotides long. Its product is annotated as UPF0430 protein CG31712-like. Lineage: Eukaryota; Metazoa; Chordata; Amphibia; Anura; Bufonidae. The coding region runs from base 49 to 1305 and encodes 418 amino acids. Gene Ontology annotation, cellular component: cytoplasm. The transcript has 15 exons. The record is from RefSeq and is a predicted model, not a curated record.